CUGAUUAUAUAAUCCUCCCCGCUCCUGCAUGCCAGACUCUCCAUCAUCCCUUGUUUGUUUCCAUCUCACACCAAGUUCUCGCUCAACAAGCUAGCUCCCUCUCUCUCGAGAGAGAAGCAGUCGUCGAGAUCCAGCAGGAGAUCGACCACCAUCUCUGCAGCGAAGGUGUACGGUGUGGCUGCUAGUGUCCGCGGCGGGCGUGAUGGGCGACGACGGCGCGACGAAGGCGGCGGCGGCGGGGACGGGCCUCAAGCAGAUGGUGCGGCUGCGGGAGCUGCUGCACAAGUGGCAGCAGGCCAUGGCGCUGGGGGGCGGCAAGCCGCGGGACGGGGAGGAGGGCCGCGGCGGCGUUGCGCCGGACGAUCAGGAGCUGGUGGCGUCGGCGAUCCCGCCGUUCGUGCUGCAGCGGCUGCGGCGGACGGAGACGGUGGACUCGCUGCUGUCGGACGACGAGAGCUGCCACAGCCCGGAGCCGCCGCCGGACGUGCCCCGGGGGUACUGCCCCGUGUACGUGGGGCCCGAGCAGCGGCGGUUCGUGAUCCCCACCAGCUACCUGGCGCACCCCGUGUUCCGGCUCCUGCUGGAGAAGGCCGAGGAGGAGUUCGGGUUCCGGCACGAGGGCGCGCUCGCCAUCCCCUGCGAGACCGAGGCGUUCAAGUACAUCCUCCAGUGCGUCGAGCGACACGACAAGGGACUCGCCGCCGACGCCCAACAAGUUGCAGAAGCGAACCACCCGGGCAUGGCGCUGGAGCAAGAACCGGCGAUGCACCAUGCUUAAAUCCUUAGGCUAGACGCAGGGUGUUUGCAUGGCAACGUGAUGUACACUUUUGUAUUUCUUUUUAAAUUUAUUUUUGAAGCAGAAGGACUGGUAUGUAUGAUGUCUAGUAUUCGAGGCAUUGUUUUGUAAGGUCAAGAAUUCAAAUUGAUCUGUCAUUCAGUCAGUCUCUUGCUAAUCACAAAGUACUUGGUUGUGAA
Panicum hallii is the source of this 975-nucleotide messenger RNA. RefSeq lists its product as uncharacterized. Gene Ontology annotation, biological process: response to auxin. The transcript has 2 exons. The coding region runs from base 203 to 778 and encodes 191 amino acids. The record is from RefSeq and is a predicted model, not a curated record. Lineage: Eukaryota; Viridiplantae; Streptophyta; Magnoliopsida; Poales; Poaceae.